GGUUUUUGCCUUUUUCUUAUACGGUAUACUCGUUCACAUCACCCACCUAAGUGCAGAAUAUUGGUAAGAGAGACUGAGCGAGAGAGAAGAUGGCUUUGGAGGAAGAAGAACACGAGGUGUACGGAGGAGACAUCCCAGAUGUAGGUGAAAUGGAAGGAGACGUCGAUCCUCAUAACGCCGACGUCGAGAUGGCUACUGCAGACGAUGACGCCGUCAAGGAACUCGACGAGAUGAAGAAACGAUUGAAAGAGAUGGAAGAAGAAGCAGCAGCUCUUCGCGAAAUGCAAGCCAAAGUUGAAAAGGAAAUGGGUGCUGUUCAAGAUCCUGCUGGCGCAGCUGCUAGCCAAGCAAGCAAGGAAGAGGUGGAUACAAGGUCGAUAUUUGUUGGCAAUGGCGAUUCAAAUUUCUCUAUAGCACCAGAGUUUUUCUUUUUACCAUUGAUCAACAUGGAAGUUGUAGAUUACGCUUGUACCCCUGAAGAAGUUCAGCAGCAUUUUCAGACUUGUGGCACUGUAAACAGAGUGACUAUUCUUACUGAUAAAUUUGGUCAACCAAAGGGUUUUGCUUAUGUGGAGUUUCUUGAAGUUGAAGCUGUUCAAGAGGCUCUUUCCCUUAAUGAAUCUGAGCUACAUGGCAGACAACUCAAGGUGAUGGCUAAAAGGACAAAUGUCCCUGGAAUGAAGCAGUUUCGUGGGAGGCGUUUCAAUGGUUACAUGGGCUACAGAGGAUUUAGGAGGCCAUAUGUUCCUCCUUAUUUCUACUCCCCCUAUGGAUAUGGGAAGGUUCCGAGGUUCAGGAGGCCAUCACGUUAUAUGCCUUAUUACUGAAGACGAAUAGGAGGCUGCCAUCUGUCACUUGGUUAAUUGCAUGAGGAAAAAAGUAUUUCUAUUUCUAUUGAUAUUGCUAUUAUGACUUUUGGUUUACUGCAUGGUUGGGUAAUUAAAAUGGAAACAAGUUUGAUUGUCUUGAUCCUUUGUUUCAAAUUGUUACUUAUAGAUAAUAAUAAGAAAAAGAG
This is a messenger RNA of Lactuca virosa, 1015 nucleotides long. The record is from the annotation of a GenBank genome assembly. Lineage: Eukaryota; Viridiplantae; Streptophyta; Magnoliopsida; Asterales; Asteraceae.